CUGACAGUCAAAUUAUUUUAAAUUUUAUCUGUUUAAAUAUUUUUUAGAGUAUACCUGAUCAUGUUGUACCACUUGUUUUCUUUCAUCCACUAAGUUUUAUAUUAAAGAAAAAAGGAAAGCAAAGUAGUAUUAUCACAAUAUUUGCAAUAUGGAACACAAUGAUGGGAACUUCAUUGCUUAGCAUUCCAUGGACUAUACAAAAGGCCGGAUUUGCAUGUGCUGUAGCAUUAAUGGUACUUAUGGCUUGUCUGUGUUUUUAUACAGCUUAUAGAAUUUUAAACAUGUCAAAAUUGACUGAUUUAUCUAAUAUGAGACUAGAAUUUUCUGAUAUAUGCAGACAUCUCAUGGGUAAAUGGGCUGAAUGGCUAGCUGUAUGGUUUUCUUUUAUUAUACUUCUUGGUGGUGCCAUUGUGUACUGGGUAUUUAUGAGCAAUUUCUUAUAUAAUACAGGAGUUUAUAUUCAUGGCUCUAUUCAUAAUAACAAUACAGUUUCACAAGAUACUCAUAAUUCAUCUGAUGGUAAUUAUAUCUAUUAAAAUUUAUAUUUUCAU
Molecule: messenger RNA, 551 nt
Organism: Centruroides sculpturatus (bark scorpion)
Lineage: Eukaryota; Metazoa; Arthropoda; Arachnida; Scorpiones; Buthidae
Product: sodium-coupled neutral amino acid transporter 9 homolog
Exons: 5
Coding region: 159-536 (125 amino acids)
Biological process (GO): amino acid transmembrane transport
Molecular function (GO): amino acid transmembrane transporter activity
Source: RefSeq, a predicted model, not a curated record